UGGUCUCCAUGCAUUGUCCUGAUGUAAAGGUGAUGAUAGAUGAUGGGGGUUUUUUUCCCCCCCCCCCCCCUUCCCUUCCUCUUGGGGGUGCCGCACAGCUGCUACUUCUUUAAGAGACACCGCCCGCCCCCUCGCCUGUAUUUUUAGCUGAGCCAGCUUCUUCAUUUGCUGGAUAAGUCAGGCAUAUCUCUGAGUGUGGACUGGAAGGACUUCAUCGUUUUUUAAUGCAUGACAUCAGUUCGCAUCCUGUGGAUUCGCAGUGGGCCCAUGCAGCCAGAUGUUCCCUUGGAGUGUCUAUUUUUUCAGAUGCUGAAACGCGCAGUCACCCUGUGGAUGCUUGAUGUGCGUUAUGAAACGCAACGCUGCACCGGGUGCCUAAAAUGAGGCGAGAUCAAACAAAUUAAAGGGGAAAUCUAUUCAUCUACAAUCCAAAUAUUGCUGCAGCGCAGAAUCCUGCUCCUCGGCCCGCUGAUUCCUCUUUUCCUUGGACUAGGGGAUCAGGAGAAAACCUUCAAGACGGAGGGGGUAGUGGAGCAUCGAGGGAAAAGCAGGGGCAACAUGAGAGAGCGGGACUUCAUGCCCAACAUGGAGAGAGGCAAACCUGCCACUUACACGGGGGACAAAAAGGCUAAAAUGGCUGCUAAGACUAACAAGAAGUGGGUGAGACUUGCCACUGUUUUUGCAUAUGUGUUGUCGGUGUCCUUAGCAGCCAUUAUCCUGGCUAUUUACUACAGUCUGAUCUGGAAACCGACCAGCGCAUCCUCCUCAUCUGGGAAGCCUGUGGUGCCUGAAGGGGUCUCCCCCACCGCGAACAUCUCAGCAGUUUCUCCAAACAGCAGCGUCUCAGAGUGGAACUCUACACAGACAGUGGUGGUGACUGAUAUGGCUGUGAACCAAACCAGGCUGGCCGCGACCCCGCGCAAUUAUGCGGAAAGGGGGUUCGUCUACUCGCGCGGCGCAGCGGGGACAGAGAGUGCGCACGCGGAAAACCUGAACGCAUCUUCCCACGGUGACACGCACACGAGCGUCCCUCUCACCCCGGAGGAGGAGAGCGACGCGGUGACCGAAAACAGCGGCCCCGAGCAGGCGGCCGCGGACGGAGCCACUGUCCCUCCGACUUAAAGCCGGAGCUGAGAGGAGACUGAUCGGGCCGCCCAUUAUAACCCAUCACUGCACCCUCUCUUAUUUAAAAACGUAAAGUUUUACAUUCUCAAAGCCGCAGGUCGGAUUAACACAAAGGUCUUCUUGCUGGAGAGCUCACUUUGCAGAGCCCCCGGAUGGAUGCUGAACUGCACAUACUAACUCAUAACCUUGAUUUCAUGCCUGAGAACAGAGGACCGCUAUUUUCCUCAAAGAUCACUUUCCCCUGUACUAUGCUUUCCUUUUUGUUUUAAGACAUCUCUAUGCCUUAAAUCCACUUUUGAAGCCAAUUACCUGACCGAAAGUGCGGGCAAAACUGGUAAAAAUGUUUCCAAAUUAUAUAGAACGAUGGCCAGAAUUAUGUCUUUGGUUUUGUAGGACAUUCUGUUAUACUGAGCUGUAAUCUAUCAAUUUAAAUCAUUAUUACAAGGCCAGCAUUUGCUUGUGGGGUCCAUUUAGGUUACAAAAUGGGCCACAAAUUGGAUUGCCUGAAGAUUUCACCAUAGACAUAGGCUGGUGUUAGAUUCUGGUUUAUGAAUGCUACCGUUUUUGCUGUAUUUAUAUUUACAUUGGUCCAGUUGACGGAACCUUGAUCAAUUCAGUAUUGCAGUGAUGAAAUUCUUUGUUUUUCCUCCCUGGGUGUUUCUUUCUACCAAUUUUUAAUUCUUAGUCUAAGUUCAGACCAUGCCUGGAAUAAAAAUGUGAAGCAAAAUGCAAUUUCACUCUUGUCUAAAUUAUGUCUAUGUGCACCCUGAAUUUAAUUUGUUACUUUAAAUUUAAUACAUAUACUAUAGGCAAAAAUAUUGAACUUAAAUUCAGUUGUACAUUUCAAGAGCCUGAAUAUAUGCUUUUUGAUGUUCUUCCAUUUAUAUUGUAAAAUAACAAGCUGGUUUUAGCUGGUUAAUUAGUCAACCUACAGCUGUCUGAGUAGCCUGCCUGCACUUAGGUGCUUUACAGACAUUCAGGUUAGAGGAUGUUAGGUGUCAUUUUAAAACAGUGACAAGUGGUGCACCUUUAGUUUAGUUUCCACACCAUGACCAGUUGUGUCUUUUGUGUCUGGGACUAUUCUGAACAGUUAAAUUUGUCUUUCUUGUAACCAUGAGGGAAGUGUAGCAGCCAUCUUUGAGCCAGCUGAAUCAGCAGUGCACAGCAGCAAAACCUGGGGUAGGACCACCAGAGGUCAAACUUAAAAAAGAAAAAUGCUGUAAUCUGUUACAUGUAAUCAAAUUAAGUUUGUCAAACUUACUUUAUUUACGUUUGCUUUACAUGACAUCUUAAUAAACUUAUAUUUACUUGGAUAAGCCUAAUUUGACUACUUGUAACAAUUUUUUUUUUAAGUUGGAUCACAUUUUAUUUUUUCUCUGUAUACAGCCAGAGAUCACACUGGUCAUUCUGGAAACAAUUUCAGAUGUCAUUAAAAAUAAUUUAAAUAUAUUAAUGCUAUCUAUUUUUGUGCUUUUCAAGCCAUAACUAUUUAAAGUUCCAUACCUACAUAUCAGUAACCAGCCUAUGUCUAUGAAUUGUAAAAUUAGGCAAAAAAAAAAAAAUGGGAAGCAUAUGGGUAGUAGAUGUACUGCAUAAUUUGGUUGGGCCAUUCAGUAUCCAGCCACCCUGAACAAACUUUAUAUGGAGCCAUUAUUCACAUCUUGGCUGGGUACUUAAUUUUUUUUUACAUACAGCCUAUAAACUGUGCUUUCUUUGAUUAAUCAAUCUCUGGAUUCUAUCCCAUUAGAAGAGCCUGCAUUAUUAAGUUAUGCUCAGGUACAGUAUGUGCAUAUAACUAUGUAAAUGUUAUGUGUAUUUGGUUCUGUACAUAUAAGACAGGCAUACAUAUUUUGGCCUUGAACUUUUAGUGAAAUAUAGCAGAUUUUUAUUGAAAGUUACAGUAUAUAUAAUAGGCAUAACUAUAUCCCACCAUACAAAUAAACAUCUGUAGGAAAUUAUUAAUUUCAAUGGUUUUCUAUUAAUUAUCUGUUAUCAUUCUGUACGCCGAUGAUAUAUUUGUUUAUUUAGAGCAUGUUUCUCGAAAUGUGGCACAGGUACUACUGGUGGUACUUGUGCCUGUAGUAGUACUCAGAGGAACAUAUGGUAUCAAAUAUUUACAAGGUAAAUGUAAUGUAAAUGAGCUGUAAUGUAGAGCUAAUAAGCCCAAAUUGCUAAAGAGAUGAGAUGUUCAAGCACAUUGAUCUGGAUGCCUAUUUAGAUCACCUACUGGGAAUACCGAUGAAAACUAGCCUUUUGGUACAUUUACAUUUAAGUUUAUAUGUUUAUUGAUGUACGUUAUCCCUUUUGAAUACAUGUAUACAAAUAAAUAUAUAUUAAAAUAAAUCA
Poecilia latipinna (sailfin molly) is the source of this 3471-nucleotide messenger RNA. RefSeq names its product putative transmembrane protein INAFM2. Bases 559 to 1122 code for a protein of 187 amino acids. The transcript has a single exon. Lineage: Eukaryota; Metazoa; Chordata; Actinopteri; Cyprinodontiformes; Poeciliidae. The record is from RefSeq and is a predicted model, not a curated record.